Tuber melanosporum (Perigord truffle) is the source of this 290-nucleotide messenger RNA. RefSeq lists its product as uncharacterized. The coding region runs from base 1 to 258 and encodes 85 amino acids. The record is from RefSeq and is a predicted model, not a curated record. Lineage: Eukaryota; Fungi; Ascomycota; Pezizomycetes; Pezizales; Tuberaceae. The transcript has a single exon.
AUGUCUAUUCUCGUUAUCAGCCCCGCCUCAGCGACAGAAACAAGUGCGCUCGCUUCCUUCCUACACUUCACACCUCCCUCCCAUUACUCGAGUACAGUCCAAUGCACUACUUUGGCAGAAAACAGUUUCAACCCCACCGUGCUAGUAGCGUUGUGCGAGUACUUGUAUAAUAUGUGUCUGCGCCCACAAUCAACCACGGGCGGACCCCAUCUUGGUAGAUCCACUAUAAUACAAUACCUGUACGAGUAUCAGGCAUAAAGUAUCUGAAAAUGACACGGGGUUUUUCUUCU